Molecule: messenger RNA, 8610 nt
Organism: Anneissia japonica
Lineage: Eukaryota; Metazoa; Echinodermata; Crinoidea; Comatulida; Comatulidae
Product: protocadherin-15-like
Exons: 40
Coding region: 1-5328 (1775 amino acids)
Biological process (GO): homophilic cell-cell adhesion
Cellular component (GO): plasma membrane
Molecular function (GO): calcium ion binding
Source: RefSeq, a predicted model, not a curated record
AUGACUGCAAAAACUAGUCUUACUGAAGAGCAAUCAGAAGAACUAACCAAAGAAUGUUCUAUAGACACAAUAGAAUUUAAUAUUCAAGAAAGCCAUCCAAUUGAUGUACCUGUUGCCACUUUGGGAUUUGCAGGCACAGUGGAAGAGCCUAAUCCAACAAUUAUAUUAAGUAUUAAUGUUUUAAAUCUACCCGGAGCAUUGAGAUUAGUGGGGAGAGACUUGUACUUGGUAUACUCAUUAGUGGACACUUCAGUACCUGCUUUAAUAGUUUCAGUGAUUUGUAAAUUAUAUAUCGAUCCUACAAGUUCAACUGUAGCAAAUGUGAACAUAAUAGUCAAAGAUGAGAAUCUAAAUGCACCUGAGUUCCAGAAUGAGCCGUACGAAGUGUCAAUAUCUGAGUUAACUCCGAUUACAACCGCAGUGUUUGAUGGGAUUACUGCCGUUGAUAGCGACUCCGGAAGCAAUGGGGAUAUUAGUUAUAGCAUUAUACCAAAUCCUGAGGAUCCAGAGGCGCAGAACUACUUUGGAAUAAGCGUUGUAUCAACAGGAGAUAUCUACCUAAAACAACCCCUUGAUUUUGAGACAAAGCGUGUUUGGAAGGUCAAAGUUGAAGCAGUGGAUGGAGGUGAUGUACCACAAAGUGCUACAGCAAUAGUAACAAUAAAUGUUUUGAAUGGGGAUGAUAUUCCACCGUAUUUCUUAUGUUACAAGAACGAUGAUCGCUGCACCACUGUCUGGUAUUACACAACUGUCAUUGAAGAAACGACAUACAAUUCAUCGUUGGAUAUUUUACCGGGACCUGUGAAGGCGGUAGAUGGUGACGUAAACAUCACUGAUUCAGACCCUAUAGUUUAUUCCAUUAUAUCAGGGUAUACACCAGGCUAUGAAGAUUACAUCGCCAUCAAUGCUAGUACAGGUGAUGUUUAUCUACUGCAACCAGUCAAUUAUGAAUCUCAUCAAUUUUUUGGCCUAAAACUCAAGGCUACCCAAGGAGCCUUUGAUACCAUCGCUUUACUAAAUGUGAGUGUUACCGAUAUGAAUGAGUUCCCGCCGACACUCCUUCAGACAUCAUUGGUUGGCUAUGUCUCUGAGAAUUCUGUGGAGGGUAUAGUUGUAGCCAGCAAUGAGCAGGGAACCGCUCAACUAGAGAUCUAUGCAGAAGACAAAGAUGUUCCUCUGAACGGGGAAGGCGAUUUAGUGUAUAUCACAAAUGAUACAAGUGGUGUGUUCCAGGUCAUUCCAUCAUUUGACACGUUGUCUUCAAAGAUCGUUGUUAGCGGACAUAUCGAUAGAGAGAUGAAAGACGUGUAUCAAUUCUCAUUGUUUGUGAGGGAAAACCAGACAAAUGAGGAGUACAGUAGUGAUCCUAUCUUGAUAACCAUCCUUGUUCUUGACAUAAAUGAUGAAGCACCAAAAUUCCAGCCAAAUGCAUACAGCAAUGGCCUCAAUGGUUACAAGGUGUCACUUAGGGAAAAUUCCCCACCUGGAUACAUUUUCUUCCAGGUCAUGGCAAUUGACCCAGAUCUUGGACAGAAUGGAGAGUUUGAAUUUAGCAUACAAAGUGUCACCAAUAAUGGCUACUCCAAGUUUUCUGUUGAACAAGAAACUGAAACAGCAUUUUUAAAGUAUGUUGGGGGAAUGCUCAUUGCACGGGAAACAUACGUUGUCAACUUAGCAGCAACGGAUAAAGGAGACCGUAAUACUCAGACAUCUGUUGCCAGUAUUGAAGUUGACAUUCUGCCAACCAAUGACACUCACCCCCCUGAAUUUGGAAGGCAGCUUUAUACUGCAUCUGUCACUGAGGAGGCAUCAGUGGGAACGCUUGUCACCACACUUAUUGCUGUGGAUGAAGAUGGUGACACUGUGAUGUAUGAGAUUAUCAGUGGUAAUGAAGACAAUGCCUUCAUCAUUGAACCUCUCAGUGGCAAACUGAAGGUGAACUCUGGCCUUGAUAGGGAAACUUUAGAUUCAUAUUUACUUACAGUUCAAGCGACAGAUGGCACUCUGAUGGAUACAACCGAUGUACAGGUCAUAGUUCAAGAUUCAAAUGAUAACAAUCCAAUAUUCAACUCCUCACAUCUGGCAUUCACAGUACCUGAAGGCAUCAGUGGAGAAAUCGUGGGACAAGUCCAGGCAUACGAUCUUGAUGAACCUGGCACCAUCAACUCUCAAGUUGAGUUCACCCUUAUCUCGGAUGCCUUCACUAUUGAUCCUGUAACUGGCGUGAUCACUACCUCGGAAGCCCUAGACCGUGAAACUCAAGCCCAGUAUAUGAUCACGGUCACUGCUCAGGACAAGGCCGCAAACCCACGAAGCACGACAAUAAUAGUGACCAUUACUGUGUUAGAUGUCAACGAUAAUGGGCCGACGUUUGAAAAGUCUACUUACACUGUAAUGGUAAUGGAGAACUCGCCCAUCACUGAUGUAGUAACUGUAAAGGCAACUGAUUCUGAUAUCGAAACAAACAUAAGGUACAUGAUCGUCAGUGGCGAUACAAACAUCUUUGCCCUUGAUUCCACAUCGGGAGACCUGUCCGUCCUGGCACCGCUAGACUACGAGGAGCAAAAAAUGUACACGUUAACAAUCUCCGCAACAGAUAUUGACCAGCAGGACGCUAAUCUUGUGGCAAUGACUACAGUAGUAGUACAAGUACAGAACCAGAAUGACAACGUACCACAGUUUCAAAAACCUUUCUACCGAGGUUCUGUUCCAGAAUAUGCUGAUCUCGGCACAGUUGUCAUUGACAAUGUCAUAGCAACCGAUGCAGACAUAGGAGAGUUUGGUCAGCUCACCUACGCUUUUUAUCCAGAAAGUGAUUGGUUCAUUAUCAAUGAAAACAAGAUUUUAACAAAGACUGGACUCACAAAGACGACACAGGAUGACUUUAACUUAACCAUCAUUGCUGAAGAUAUGGGGGAACUGCCGCUUAAUGGAACAGCUUCAAUAUUUAUACAAAUUGUGGACAGAGGGGUAACAUUCUAUGAAGUGCCUACAUUUACAGAACCAGAAUAUAGUGCAAACAUUACUGAAAACUCGGAAGUAAAUACAACGGUAGCCACCGUACAAGCUCUUGCAAACCAAGGAGAAAUUGUUACAUAUGAAAUUAUAGAUGGCAAUGAGAAUGGAUUUUUUUGGAUCCGUUCGGCAAACAAUAUAGGGACUAUCCUGACGAGGACCAUUCUUGAUCGAGAAUCAACACCCGAGUUCAUUCUCACCAUUCAAGCGAGUGUUACAAACAGUUUAGGAGGUUCCGUUGAUACAAGCGGAGGGAGGAAACGUAGGGCUGAAGAUCCAAGUAUCACCAUUAUUGUGAUAACUGUUGGAGAUAUUAAUGAUAACCCACCAAUUUUUACACAAUCGCUCUAUGUGGUUGGUGUUUCUGAGAGAGCUAGCGCCGGUACUGCUGUCGUAACUGUACAGGCUAAUGAUCCAGAUACUGAAGAUAAUAUUAUCACAUACACUUUACAACCAUAUUUAAGUGGGUCGCAGAAGGGGUUAGAUGUGUUUGAGAUUGAUAGUAGAAGCGGACGCAUCACAAAUCUUGAGAAAUUCACCAGCAACAGUCAAACUUACAAAUUCACUGUUCUUGCCACCGUUGAAACGGAGGAAUUUGCAGAAGCAUCGUGUAAAGUCUUUAUUGCUAUCAUCGCAGAGGAGCAUCGGACUGUGUUAGUUCUUACUGCAGCCUAUGAUGAUGCUUUAAUUAAUGAAAUACACAAUGAGAAUCAACUAGAAAAUGUUCUAAAUGCAGAGGUUGAGAUAUAUGAUAUCAGAUCAAACAGUGACCCAAUAUAUACCGAUAAUUACUUCUAUGCAAUCAGGCGUGAUACCGGGGUACCGCUAACGUCAGAGGAAAUACAAGAAUUGAUCGAUGGCAACACCGAUGUACUUUCUAACCAGAUCCUUCCUGAGGGUGCUUAUUACCUGGUCCAGGCAGAACCUGUCAUACAAGAGGAUGAACCGUGGAAGUUGGAGUACAUAUUGAUUAUUAUCUUUGCUGGCCUUCUCUUUAUGUUCACAUUCCUUGCGAUUAUUGUCGUCUAUGUCUCCUGGAAAAAAGCAUCUAAAGACAGGCGACAAAUGGAGCGGGAAAAACAAGCCAGGAUGUAUGUUCCAAUGUACACAAACUUAACAGCCAUCAACGACCCAAAUGCUACAGAAAUGGAUCUUAUUCGCAUUUCCGAACUUUCCAGUGAUGUCCAUCUCAGGAGAUCUAAUCCGGUAUAUUUCGAUGACCAGUCCGUUCAAGCAAGUGAGCAGUUAUUCCCCAAUGGAGCACCAACAUUUCUAAAUGCAAGAUCAAAUCAUGUUCAACGUUCUCAAGUGGAAGUGUAUGAUAAUCCGGCGUGUACGAUAGAAAAUGGGGAAGUCCACCCUCCCCAGAGAGAAGAAACGGAGUCAGAACAAGCUGAACCAGGCAGUGGACCUCCAAGUUACACAAGUGAGGAGCAGCCAACACAACUUGCAUCCCCAUCCCAUCAUUAUACAUCAAUAUCUGAAACCCCAGACUUCAUCGAUGCCGACACUCUUCCAAAGAAAGAGCCUUUACUCUAUGAUUCUCCACAGGGUGAUGGUUACUCAUCAUCCCCAGAGGGUCAUAACAUUUUAUCAACACCCCCUCCCCAAAGUCCCCCUAGUCCUGCUACUCCUCCACCUAUGGCUACUCCAGUAUCUCUGCAGGGGGUGUAUAUUACCCCAGCAAAAGAUGUCACACGAUAUGAUCCUCCAACAAUGUCCAGUUUUCAGCCUAUUGAUCAAGAACUCCCUCCACCACCACCGCCACCAGUAUCACCACCCGUAUCACCACCCCCACAGAAUAAUAUUCCUCCCCCAAUUGAUUUUCCCCCACCCCCUGAGUAUCCACCACCCCCUGAGAACUACAGAGAGGAUGAUGAAGAAUCAAGUUACGGAAAACCAAGUAUUAGUUCUUGUACGGAAAGUGAAGAGAAGCAUCAGGACAACAUAAACGAAUUACCUUAUCGGAUGAUGAAGCCACCUGUCCCGUUUGACCAACCAUCCGAAGGUGAUGUUGUUACUCCGUACGGAUCAUGGAAUCUGAAAAACCUCAAAUUGAAUCACAUCGAAAGGAGAGACCAAGAUAGAACGACGAUAAUUGCAACUUACAAAGUAAAUCGCACAGAAUCUGCUAAAUCAAAUGGACAGCAAACGACUGAUGCAACGUCGGUGGGAGAUUCAGGAGUAAACAGCGAGCAUGGCUCUCCAUCGUCGCAUUCACCACAAGAGGGCAAUGUUAGUUCAAAUGAUGUGGACUCUGUUGUGAGGAGAGAUGAUUGGGGAUUAGACAAUAUACAGAUAACAGCACUUUGAUAUGAGUAUCAGAAUUUCCAACCUCUGGAACUCAAAAUUCGGGAAGACAAUGGACGUGCCCUGGUGAAGUGUGCCCCCAUCCACCCCCAGGAAUAUUGAAAAGUUUUUUUCAUACAUGCAUUCUGAUCUGUCGAGGUUUUAGCAACUCGCAAAGGAAUUGACACAGAAAUACUCUAUUAUUGGUACGGAUCUAGUUUUAGCUAUUUUUGGGUUGCCUUCUGAAAAUUCGGGAGUCCUGAUUGAAUCAGGAAGGUUGGAACAUAUGGAGGAUUUAUAAACAGCUGAAAUAAAAGAAUAAGGACAAUAAAAUAUACAGUACAAUAAUAAAAUAUGGUGACACUUAAUUCUUUUUAACUAAACACAAUCAUCUACGAAACUGUAAAGAUAAAGUUGCAUGAAGGUAAUAAAUAAUUUUCUGUUUUGUUGUUGCUGGUCAAUUUAUAGUCAUUAUUUUACAAUAACAAGUUUGAGGUUAUUUUUUUAAACUACAUAAAAACAAUGGUAUAUCUAUUUCAAAAGAGAAAAAUGAUAACAUUUUGAAUAUAGGAACAUAUGAUUUCUUUAAUUAUUAUUUUCUUAUUUGAUUGUUUAUUUGUAUAUCAGCCCUAUUGGAAAAGUGCAAUUAUAUGUUAUACAUCCAGUAAUAUGGUAUAAUUAUUUGGUGAAACAUGUUAAUAGGUAUUUUGAUUUUCCAUCCAUUUUCCAAUUAGAUAAAUGAAUGUUCAAUGAUUGGUAUUGUUUGGAUACUAAUUAAGUGUUAAAUUAAAUUUUCCUAAUAAACAUUUUAUAUACAUUUCUUAUGAAAUCAUACAAUAUGAAUAAAUGACAUUACAUUCCAAUUGUAGAGUUUAGUAAUGGGAGAAAUGUCUAGCACACAAAAUAUGGAUUGGGGGAAAUAUGGUUUUAGAGGUUUGGUCAUUUCAAUAAAUUAUAAUGUACAUGCUUUAAAAUAAGCUAUCAAUAUUCUUUUAAUCAGUCGCAUAUUUUACAUAAAUAUAUAUUUAAAUACAUAUUUAAUAAUGUUAUUUAUGAUGAUUUAUGUUAUUUAUUUCAAUUUGAUAACUACUGUUAUUCUUUUAAAUAAUUGUUAUACACACUGAAAUAAUAAAACUCAACAAUUAGAAAUGUUUAUAAUCACAAGAAUACAUUUUAAUUUUUUUUAAAUUGCCUUUAUGUACAGUACAUAUUUUCAGUUAACAUUAAAAUAUUAUGAUGAUUAGCAAGUUUAUUUUUGGGUCGGUUGGGUUUUCGCCUUACAGGCAUAACGUCAACUCAUGGAACCUGCAGUGGCCUUUGUGAGAUUGUUAAUAUUAUUUCACGAUUUAUUUUAAAAUGAUAAUGAAAAUCCAGAAUAACAAACAAGCACAAAAACUAAAUACAAUACAGUGCCUAGAGAAAAUUGCUAACACAUUUUCAUUCAAGAACUUAUAAAACAGUAUUUUGCUUUUAGUUAGUGCCUUUCAUAGUCACUGGCAUGGGGAGUCAAAGUUUUCUUUUUUGAAAGCAUAGAGUAGGCUUGUAGAAUUAGCGUAAGCAUAGCCUCUUGAUAAAACUUACGCCUCGGCGUAAGCAUAGACACUGCAUUUAAUUAAAGGUAAAUAAUUAUUGUAUCAUGUUUCUACAAAAGAGUUAUGUUGUUGCCUAUGCAUUGAUGUUGCCCUGGAGUGGCACCUGCAUUUGCACUACGUGGGUUGGGGUAAGAUUCCAAUGUCCCCGACAAGAGCCAAGUGGGCGUGGCUGGGCAUUGCUCGAAAUCUUUCAGAAGUGGUCUACCAGAGAGGGAGGAAUCCCCCAAAAUUGAUGGCAAUUUAGGGGGAUUUUAAAGGCUUAUUUGAUCGAUUUUAGAGUCUUAAUAUGUUAAAAAGUACAGUACUCCUGUUCUCCUGCUGGUGCCACCCUUAUUAUUGACUAAUAUUUUCUUCUUUUUUUUUUUUUUUGAGUCAAAUAUAAAAUAGGGAACUUUCGAUUUGUGCGACGACGCAACGCUAGAACGGAAUCACUCGUGCGAGACCUACCUGGCGUCCUACGUUCACUGUAUACGUAGAUUUGGCCAAAUUGCGUUCCAGAAUCUGCUCGACGAGGUGACCUUAACGUUUUCGCAUGCGCAGAUGACUUUUAUUGACAUCAUUACGUUCUACCGUCGUCGUGCAAUUGAAAACGCAUACGGCGCCCUCGAUCGAGCACAACACCCUGGGCAGUAUGUGGAAUUCAUCCAAUGAUUUUUAUUUGGCUGUACAACAGCAGUAAGAAAGGCCUAUCUAAAUACUAUUUAUAAUGAUCUUCGGAGAAGCGUUUAAAGUGUUUCACAAUAUUAAAGUGUAUGCAUCUUUAUAUAAUGUAAAUCAGUGCUGUAAAUAUAAAAUUGAAAAAUAUAUAUAUUGAUAAAUUUUGGACAACAGUUGUGACAUUUUGUAACUUUAUCUGAACAUCUGAUAGAAUGGUUUGUUUGAUCUUUUCAUUUUAUCUUCAUCACAUUAUAUCCUAAGCCUGUACAUGUAAAUGCAAUUUGAAAACCUAAAUAUAAGAUAUUUAAUAAAAAGAGUCUAUAUUUUCAAUUUUAAGGGGGAAUUUCUGCUCUCUGUUUUAGUAAAUUUGUAUUGUUGGUAUCACGGAUUGAUAGUUGGUCGUAUACUUAGUUUCUGCAAGUUUGGGUAUUUUUCAAUAACAAAUGUUUAAACGAAUUUUACAGUUUUCAAUAAGCAAUUUAACAUGAACAUUUUCUUGUCAUUGUAAAGUUACUUGCAGAUUCAGAGUGUAAAUUAAUGAGCCAAAUGACAUUGUAGAUAAAGUUUUAGUGUAGUGUAUUUAUUAUUAUUUAUUCAUUUAUGUUACUACGAGAAAAAGAGUUGUUCAGAAGUUUUCUUGACAGAUGUUAAAAAUUAAGAAUAAUUAAUAAGCAGGACAACAAAAUCAUCCCACCAAAUAGGACAAUAAUUAAGAUUGAAAUACAUACAUUUUGAUUUCAUGUUUAAAUGUUUACCCAUGGUGAAGCUUGGUUUCCAUACAAUCGCUACCCGCUAUCCCACAGCUUUUGGUGAUGUUGAUUGGUUGGUGGUAUCGGGAGCCUUCCCGAUUACCGCGUCGGGGACUGCAACGCUAGUGCAAUGAUUGCAGUUAAAAAAAAAAAAAAAAAACUGAAGCGAUAGUGUGGCGAUUUUAGGCAAACUAGACUUAACAUUUUGCUUUGUGAAUGGGAAAUGUUUACUCCUUUCAGAAGCAAAAUUGUAGUUAUUUGAUUUUGUUUCAUUAAAAGUAUAUACAGUACGCCUGUAUUAGUGUAAA